Messenger RNA from Trypanosoma cruzi, 489 nucleotides. RefSeq lists its product as uncharacterized. The transcript has a single exon. The annotation marks the transcript as partial. The record is from RefSeq and is a predicted model, not a curated record. Lineage: Eukaryota; Euglenozoa; Kinetoplastea; Trypanosomatida; Trypanosomatidae. Gene Ontology annotation, molecular function: protein binding.
GCCGAUUGGGGCAUUCAGCCACGCACGAACACGUACAACUGUCUGUUGGUUGGACUCUCGUCGCGACGUGGGGCGUCACUGCAGCGCACUAUUUACGACGCCAUGUUGGAGAACGGCGUCAUGCCAAAUGCCUUUACAUUCCGUGUGCUUAUCCGACAGGCAGUUCUUGCUGAUAAUAUCGAUGAGGCGAUUGAGUUCCUGCAACGGGUGACAUCACACGUGGGACUGCGAGUGGAAGUAGAAAUGGUGCUCCCAAUAUUGGAGCGUGCCGCACGUGCCGGUGACGCGGAGACGGUGAAUCGCGUGAGCAAAUUUGCACUUGAAUGUGACAUUGGUAUUGACAGCGUCGUGCUGAAUGGCGUCAUAAAAAUGCUUACAGAGGCGGGGCAGGACGUGGAGGUGAUCAAAGGGCACCAGCCGCUGCAUGAUGCACUCCGCUCACGCUCCAAGACGGGGCGGCAGCGACCUAGAAGCGAGAUUGCUGCCUAA